Molecule: messenger RNA, 3442 nt
Organism: Salarias fasciatus (jewelled blenny)
Lineage: Eukaryota; Metazoa; Chordata; Actinopteri; Blenniiformes; Blenniidae
Gene: sergef
Product: secretion regulating guanine nucleotide exchange factor
Exons: 11
Coding region: 17-1237 (406 amino acids)
Source: RefSeq, a predicted model, not a curated record
UACCCCACGGCGCUCCAUGGAAACACGCUCACUGCUGGACUUUUGUUUACAUUCUUGGGGAGCCAACAGUUACGGGCAGCUGGGACAGGGAGAUGUGGAGGACCAGUCCGUGCCUCGGCUCUCUGACAGCUCCGCUCUGCAGAACCGGGCGGUCCGGACGGUCAGCGGCGGCGGGGGACACACCGUGGUGAUCACCGAGAGUGGCGAAGUGUUUGUGUGUGGACAGAAUCACAAAGGCCAGCUGGGACUCGGCCACAAGACCGACAUCUUAGUUCUUCAUCACUGCCCUGUCCCGAAUAGAAGAAUCACAGAUGUAGCCUGUGGUUGGGAUUUUACUCUUUUUCUCAGUGAUCGUGGUCAGUUACUGGCAUGUGGAUCAAAUGCAUUUGGUCAACUGGGCGUUGGACAGACAGUCACACACUCUGCAGAGCUGCUUGUUGUCGAGAGUCUGAAGAAGCCAGUAGUGAGUGUAGCAGCAGGACUGAGACACUCGCUUGCUGUUACUGACUCUGGUGCUGUUUAUCAGUGGGGGACGGGUCUUUAUAGUCAUGCUAAAAGAGCUCUCAGUCCACUGCCUGUUCCACCACACCUCAGCUCUAAGGUGCCCUCACUGGUACCAGGUCUGGAUCACAGGAUGUCACGCUUGGUAGCAGCAGGCUCAUGUCACAGCGUGUGCCUUACAGGAGAUGGUGAUUUGUUCCUUUGGGGAAGCAACAAGCAUGGUCAGCUGGCCACCACAGAGCCCUUUCUCCCGUCUCCCACUCUCCUGAGAAGAUCUCUGUUGGACGGAGAGAAAGUCAUUAACGUGUGGAGCGGCUGGACACACGUUGUCGCUCAAACAGGCACGCUGACACUGUUGCAUUUACUUUCAGCGAGUGGCAGGGUGUUCACAUGGGGCAGAGGAGAUUAUGGACAGCUGGGCCGACGAGUAUCGACAAAUAAGGACUCAAAGCAGCAGUCAACAAGCCCGGCAGCAGACGGUGGCAGCUUGAAAGUUUGCACACCUGCUGAGGUUAAAGAGCUCUGCGGAGCAACGCAGAUAAGCUGUGGAUCUGAACACAACCUUGCCAUUGUAGGGGGCCGCCUCCUCUCGUGGGGCUGGAACGAACACGGGAUGUGUGGAGACGGCUCGCAGACAGACGUCUCUCAUCCACAGCUCGUUUGUGGGCUCAGACCGCUCCUCGCCGGCUGCGGAGCCGGACACUCCUUGGCAGUGAGCGCUGCGACGGCAGACUAGAGAUCAAGCUGAAUCAUUGGAGCAGUAACUUUGAUUCAGCGCGGCGAUCAGACACCGUGAAAUAAGGAAUGACUGUUUGGGAUCAACAUAUUUCCUUGACUGUCCAGUAACUUUUGCCUUCAGCAAAAGAUGAUCCAAGCCACUUGAGAAGACAGUUCUUGUCAUAAAUAUCGUAUGUAUUGUUGGACCCAGGCUGAGUUAUGCCGCAUGUGGCAGAGGUCAUCAUUUCUCUGGCCGGCCUGUUACUUUGAUGGACACGAUGAGGGCAAUUGAUACGGCCGUACCUAUAGCUGCAGGUUCAGCCCUGGCGUUUGUCUUCCCGGGCGACGCUGUUAGAGACGGUGUGAGGGAUGGGCUGCGCCGCCGCCGCAGCUCUAUCUUCACAUGUCACCGGUUUUAUUGCUGUGAUCCUGGGUGUCAGGAGGCAGUCAAUCUCUGUGCAUCAUACUGAAAAUCUGCCUGUCAUCUCGUGAUUUACCCCUCGCACAGAUUUCACCUGUCCGCGUCUUAUUUAUGUACCCCGUCACUUUCUUUAAUGCGCUUUCAUACUUCGUUAAUACAUAUCGAGAGGCCGCUCCUCACUGCGGAGACCCCGCCUACAUAUUCAUAAGCGGCGGACAGCCGCAGUGCAGUACCUGCGGACCGGUCGCAACUGUAACGGGCUUCGGUCUGAGCCAAGCUCAUUUUUUAAAUUAAUUUUAGAGGCUCACAAAUAAAUUUAAUUUUGGCUUAUGCAAGCCAAAUGUGGAAAGCAAAGUCAUCACUGCAGUUCUGUUUGGGAAAUUAAAGAGGUUUUACCCUGAUUAGUUUUGAACAAAAAAAUAAAUAAAUCAGCACUCAUUGAAAAAAAAUUGUUUUCUGUGUUUUUUUUUAUUUAGCACUAUUUAUUGUACAAGUCUGAACUUGGUUAGUCAAAAAAGACACAAAAAAAAAAAAAAAAAUCCCUAAACAACAAACCAAUAAAAACGAUCACUGAACACCUUAUUGGGAUAACUAACCACAAAAUGCACGGUGUUCAAAACACACACUCCGUGAUCUCACUAAAUGGCACACAAUAGUUGCCUCUUAGUUGCAUUAUUGAUUCCGUUUCAAGUUAGUAGCUGCUGUUAUCUUUGAUUUCAUCUGGUUGGACGGCGACGAGCACGCCGUCCCCGCCUCCCCAUUGAUUCUCGGCUCUACUGGCAGAACUAGAUCUGCUUCACCGGACCGCAUGCAGAUCCCAGCGAGUUGUUGGCAGUGUGGUUGCAGUUGUUUGGUAAAAAGUUGGUCCCUUCUCACUAACUUUUCCACACAAACAAUCUGGAUCUGUACGUUUUUGUUAAUCAGUUUUCAUGCGCUUUAAUUAGUUUUGCUCGCGUUUGGAAGCUGAUCCCAAUGGGCGUCCUUUUCCGUAUUUGUACACUUUUGAAUAUUGAACUUGAUCAUUAUGUCAGUGGCUGGUGGCUGAUGGCUAAUUUAACAGAACACAUACAUUGGUUUAUAAUGUAGGUUAAGCUAUACUCCUGAAUGAUAAGAAGGAUUUGCAUAACAGAGGCACUUGUCCAGGAUGAUGAAUGUCAUGAUUUUGGCAUUAGUUUGUAUUUUUACACUAAUAUUCCAAUUUGCACGUGCACAGAAAACAAAGAAUCCAAUUGUACAUGAUUGUCAAACUAUUACUUCUGUUCAACAGAAUAAGCAAUAAUGUCCUAACUAUAGUAUGGAUAUAUGUAUUUGAUCCAUAAAUUGUACCUGAAAUAAAAAAAAUGACUAUUAUUCCUCUUUUAAUAUCCUGAAUUUCAUCUCUAUUAAUAACCAUUUUCAAACAGCACAACUUGCCAUAAUAAUGCAGAAAUACUCAAGUUAUAGUGGUCUUAUGACCCCUUUUCCAUCAUUAUUAUUAUUAUUAUUAUUAUUAUUUUAUUGUUUAGUUUAUCUAUUUAAUGCAUGAAAAUAUACCAAAGGAAUGUCAAAAGUUCACUGGUGCAAAACAGUGCAAAAAGUCUACAAAAAUGUGACCAUGACAGUGCAAAGUUAUCCAUCUGUUUCCAACUGUUAAGUCUUGCUGACAAGUGACAAGUUUUUUUUUUUGUUUGUUUGUUUUUUGCUGAAGAGGAUGUGAAUAAAGUCGGAGCAACAUUUUUUUUUUUUUUUUCCCUUUCAACAGAAGAAGCACACAGAUAUUUGAUGAUCACUCGAAAACAUUGGUACACACAGCUUCGGCACACA